Aegilops tauschii subsp. strangulata is the source of this 824-nucleotide messenger RNA. The record is from RefSeq and is a predicted model, not a curated record. Lineage: Eukaryota; Viridiplantae; Streptophyta; Magnoliopsida; Poales; Poaceae.
AUGAGUCCGUCCGUCGGAAUCGAGCCUGGGGAGGGGACAGCAUCAUCGGAUCAGAAACUUGGAGAUGCGGGGAAUUUUCAGAAUCCUGUUUGGCUCACAGAAGAUCAGCGCGCUCCGGAAUCGAGGACAACAGCGAGGCACUGGUCCGACGUCUCGCAGGCCCGGCCCAGCCAGACCGCCACGCCGGGACCGGCCUACUUAACCCGACAGCUUUGCUGGGCCGCUCCGUCUCGGAAGCCGCGGCUCCCGUCCGUGCCGGCGGCGGGCGGGGCGGGGCGGCGACACGGCGCGACGGCGACGCGCAGGGCCGUCCCCCAGCUUCUGCGCCCCGGGCGGCAGAACCUCUACGCCCCGGACGGAAGCAGAGUUAAUCACCCAGUUUCUCUUAAGCUCCUGAGCAAGGCAGGUGCUAUCUGCAUGUUCAGCUGCAAGCUCAUCAUCUCUAGAGAAAACUGCUAGUUGUACAAACUAGUUUUUUCUAGUUGCAUCCACUUUGUCUCUGUCAGCAAGCCAAGAUGUCUCGCUCAUUUGAUUGAGUGCAUGGAGUGAUCUGGGGCUAUGGACACCUUCUCCCCUGAAGCUUAAAACCUGUAGUUUCUGUUUAGAUAUUGUAGGGUGCUGGAAUGUUUGGAACUUCAGUUUUGUACUCCUUUUUUGCUUUCUCUCUGCACUGCGAUAGGCGGAGGCCGGUGAACAGAUUUGGAAGUGGCUGUGAUGUGGUCUCCUUUUAAUGAACUGUUUUGCAAACUCUAGGCGUUGAAUCACAGAACUGAUACUGUAUCUGCUAAUGUGAUGCUAUUUAUUUACUUGCUUAGUUCAUGGAA